This is a messenger RNA of Acyrthosiphon pisum (pea aphid), 815 nucleotides long. RefSeq names its product kelch-like protein diablo. The coding region runs from base 168 to 815 and encodes 215 amino acids. Gene Ontology annotation, molecular function: protein binding. The record is from RefSeq and is a predicted model, not a curated record. The transcript is spliced from 5 exons. Lineage: Eukaryota; Metazoa; Arthropoda; Insecta; Hemiptera; Aphididae.
GGGUAAAGAUAUCAUAAUUGAAGCAUUAUAUUUUCAUAUACUCAAUUCGGAAGAGCUUAUUCCACAAAAACAUCCGGAAUAGACCUAGACAUGGAGCUAAAGUUAUUUUUGUUGUUGGUGGAUGUGAAUAUGAUGUAUUUGAGAGUACAGAAUGGUACGACCCAAUAAUGGACCAAUGGCAUUAUGGACAAGACGUGGUUACAAGCCGUGGAAGAACUGGUAUAGCAACAGUGAAAGAUAAUUUAGUGUUUGCCGUGGGUGCUCCUGGUGCUUGUUCAACUCUUGAAUCCGGUGAAGUGAUAGAUUUAACAUCAAAAUCACCGUGGUGGAAACCAACUAUUAAGAUGAUACAUGAACGACAGUAUUUUGGAGUUGGUGUGAUAAAUGAUUAUCUAUAUGCCGUUGGCGGAUAUAGUGAUAAUGAUUAUUUUAAUAGUACAGAAGUUUUCGACUACAAUAUUCAAGAAUGGCGGAUGGUAUCUAGUAUGGCUACUAGAAGAUCUGGUUUAGGGGUCGGAGUACUGAAUAAUCUUUUAUACGCGGUAGGUACUUAUGUUCAAGAGCCUAAUGAGGAAAGUUUAAAUAUUAGCGGUAUUUGGAUCAACUCUACAUGCAAACUGACACCACCAUCACCUGAACUUGAAACCAAAAACCCUAAAGAGUCUUGCCAACAAAGUGUACUGAACUUUAUUGAUAUCAUAAGCAAUGAAGAAAAGUUUCGUCUGGAUGAGUUAAUGGCAAGAGCUAUUUUUUCAUCCACUGCACCAUUUUCAAUUGUAGAAAAUACUCAUUGGGUUAACUUUUUAAAGAUUUAA